AUGACCGAGGUUGUUGGAUCUCAUACCGCCUCCAUCCAAAAAUUGGAGAUGCAAAUGAGAGACCUCUCCAAAGAGCAAAAUCCAAAACAAAAGGGAACACUCCCUAGUGACACGGUUGCAAAUCAUAGUGGGAGUGGCCCAACUUCUCACAUCAUGGCGAUCACUACUAGGAGUGGGAAAGUGCUACACGGAGAGGUUGAACAAACGGUUGAAGAAGAAGAGUCCGAACAAAGGGUUGAGGUUGAAGAGCCAAGUGUUGUCGAGGUUGAAAAGAUUCCGGACGAGUUGAAAGGGCAAAAAGAGAACCGGGAAGAGGUGAAGGAAAAAGUGAAAGAGACACCAAAAGCUCUUCCACCUAUUCCUGGACCUCCUCCCCCAUUUCCUCAAAGGCUCGCAAGAAAGAUUGAUGAUAGAAAACUUGAAAAAUUCUACGACAUCCUAAAGCAAUUAACGGUGAAUAUUCCUUUUGUGGAAGCUUUUCAAGAGAUGCCGAGGUUUGCUAAAUAUUUGAAGGAUUUGAUCACCAAGAAGAGGACCACAAAGAAUGAGGUGGUAAACAUGACUCACCGGGUUAGCUCUAUUAUUGCCACAACCCUUGUCCAAAAGAAAAAGGACCCGGGAGCCUUUACUAUUCCAUGCACUAUCGGGACGCGUGAAUUUGCAAGAGCCCUCUGUGACAAUGGGGCUAGCAUCAACUUGAUGCCACUUGCCAUUUAUAAGCAAGCGGGAUUAGGCAUUCCAAGGCCAACAAGCAUGAGAUUACAAAUGGCCGAUCGUUCCAUUAAGCGACCGGUAGGAAUUGUUGAUGAUGUGAUUGUGAAAGUUGGAGGAUUCCAAUUACCCGCCGACUUCGUAAUUCUUGAUUGUGCGGUUGAUAAAGAAAUCCCUAUCAUUUUGGGGAGACCGUUCCUAGCCACGGGAAGAGCACUCAUGGAUUCAGAGCGGAAAGAAAUUAAAUUCCGGGCUCAGGCGCAACCAAAACUGGCGGAUUUGACAGAUAUUCUUUGA
This is a messenger RNA of Nicotiana attenuata, 1008 nucleotides long. RefSeq lists its product as uncharacterized. The record is from RefSeq and is a predicted model, not a curated record. The coding region runs from base 1 to 1008 and encodes 335 amino acids. NCBI's taxonomy places the organism in Eukaryota, Viridiplantae, Streptophyta, Magnoliopsida, Solanales, Solanaceae. The transcript has 2 exons.